GAUAAGACGCUGAGGGUGUGGGACCUUGGGAGCAUGGAGGAGAAGGCUUGUCUUGAGGGUCAUAAUCACUGGGUGACGAGUGUGGCGAUCAGCAGGGACGGCAAGACGGCCGUCAGCGGGAGCUGGGAUGAGACGCUGAGGGUAUGGGACCUUGGGAGCAUGACGCAGAAGGCUUGUCUUGAGGGUCAUAGGAGUACGCCAUGGAGCGUGGCGAUCAGCGAGGACGGCAAGACGGCUGUCAGCGGGAGUGACGAUGAAACGUUGAGGGUGUGGGACCUUGCGAGCAUGACGCAGAAGGCUUGUCUUAAGGGUGAUGGUGGUCCGAUCAACAGCGUGUCAAUCAGCGGGGACGGCAAGACGGCUGUCAGCGGGAGCUGGUCUAGAACCUUGAGUGUGUGGGACCUUGGGAGCAUGACGCAGAAGGCUCGUCUUGAAGAUAACAGUGAGUGCGCAUGGAGCGUGGCAAUCAGCGAGGACGGCAAGACGGCUGUCAGCGGGAGUGACGAUAAGACGCUGAGGGUGUGGGACCUUGGGAGCAUGACGCAGAAGGCUCGUCUUGAGGGUCAUAGUAAAGCGGUAGGGAUCGUGGCGAUCAGCGGGGACGGCAAGACGGCUGUCAGCGGGAGUAACGAUGAGACGAUGAGGGUGUGGGACCUUGUGAGCAUGAAGCAGAAGGCUUGUCUUGAGGGUCAUAGUGGUUGGGUGACGAGCGUGGCGAUCAGCGAGGACGGCAAGACGGCUGUCAGCGGGAGUGGGAUGAGUACCUUGAGGGUGUGGGACCUU
Molecule: messenger RNA, 783 nt
Organism: Guillardia theta CCMP2712
Lineage: Eukaryota; Cryptophyceae; Pyrenomonadales; Geminigeraceae
Exons: 1
Molecular function (GO): protein binding
Source: RefSeq, a predicted model, not a curated record